Paramecium tetraurelia is the source of this 861-nucleotide messenger RNA. RefSeq lists its product as uncharacterized. Gene Ontology annotation, cellular component: plasma membrane. The transcript has 7 exons. NCBI's taxonomy places the organism in Eukaryota, Ciliophora, Oligohymenophorea, Peniculida, Parameciidae. The record is from RefSeq and is a predicted model, not a curated record.
AUGUUACAAGGAGAAGCAAAUUUCGCUGAGAAGAGAUAAAUGAGAAGAGCAAAAACCAAUUUCGAGAAUGAAAUGGAUGACGGAAUGAAUGAAAAAAUGACCUGUUAUGAAAGCGUUUUAAAUUGUUUCGGAUCCUUUUUUGGAACUUUGAGAGCUUGGUUGCCAUGUUGUUGUUGUUUUUGUCCUUAUCCAUACUAUGAAAUAACCUAAGGGUAAAAGGGAUUGUUAUAAAAAUUUGGAAAAUACCAAAGAACUUUGGAGCCAGGACUACAUGAAUUCAAUCCAUUCACAGAUCGAAUAAUUCCUGUAAGCACAAAGACAUUCAUUAUCGACUUGGAAAGAUAACUUAUAUUAACUAAAGACAAUAUCACUGUCAAUAUUGACACUAUUGUGUAUUACAGAGUUGUUGAUGUGUGUAGAUCAGCCUAUAGAGUAAAGAAAAUUGUUGAAGCAGUUAAAGAAAUAACUUAUGCGACUCUAAGAACUGUUGCUGGUGAACACACACUAUAGGAUAUUAUUGAGAACAGAUAGAAGAUUGCUGAUGAAAUAGAAGGAUUCGUCUUUGAUGUUGUUUCAGAAUGGGGAAUCUAUUUAGAACAUGUUUUUAUUAAGGAUAUGUAAAUGGGCGAGGAAUUGCAAUCUUCCCUAUCCAAUGCUCCUAAAGCUUAAAGACUUGCUUAGUCAAAAAUCAUCUCCGCAAAAAGUGAUGUUGAAGCUGCUAAACUAAUGAGGGAGGCUGCUGAUAUGUUGGAUUCAAAAGCAGCCAUGUAGAUUAGAUAUUUUGAAACCAUCUAACUAAUUGCCAAAAAUAAAAAUCCAAAAAUAUUGUUCUUGUCUAUGGAUUAGACCUAGAAAAAAUGA